Messenger RNA from Lindgomyces ingoldianus, 5568 nucleotides. RefSeq lists its product as uncharacterized. The transcript has 16 exons. The record is from RefSeq and is a predicted model, not a curated record. Gene Ontology annotation, biological process: protein phosphorylation. Gene Ontology annotation, molecular function: protein kinase activity; ATP binding. Bases 1 to 5568 code for a protein of 1855 amino acids. NCBI's taxonomy places the organism in Eukaryota, Fungi, Ascomycota, Dothideomycetes, Pleosporales, Lindgomycetaceae.
AUGGUGACAAUGGGCGACCCCAUUGCGGACCUGACACCGGGCGUGGACCCGAGCGUGGAACAUCUAGGACGAAACUCUCCAGCAUCGGCCGUAUGCUACAUGGGCAUGGACAUAGACAUGCACGAGACGAGCCUUCAUAGCGGUCGCGAGAGCCCGAAACUGAGUAUGGCCGCUAGCGAGCUAAGUCUCACUGAAAGGGACUAUGUCGAAGCCGUAGGCCUAGCAACGCAGACUGGAGAGGAAUCAGACUGCACUCCUCGCUCUGAGGUGCCCUCGAUUUCAGAUGCCUCCACGGCAGACCCACAGCAACAACUCAACGUGGCCAUCGAAACAGGCUUCUUCUCUCCACAACCCCUCCGCGUCUACUCCAGGAAACUUCCUACGUCAACCUCGGCUUCCAUGGACAGUUCACCAACGUCGAGUGUGAAUGCCUCGAGCACAUCUGUCUAUGCCACAUGCCAUAAUCCCCCUGACCUUCCCACAACCCUCGCAGACCCUCAGGAUCGCCCAAGCGUCCAAAGAGACCUGUCAAGCACGUCAACCGUAAGCGUAGCCACGGUUCGUGCACACUCGGUAGAUCCAGUUCAAAAUUUCAGCCCACCCACGAAGCAGUAUAGGGAUGGGCCACACUACCCCAACCAGUCGUAUGCUGCUCUUCAAUCACAACACUACCCGCCUCCGUACUCUGCACUUCCAUACGUCUUACGCACGCGGAGUUCUCAUCCAUCCCACUACUCAUCUCACUCUGUGGCACAGAUAUCCACGUUUGGCCUUUCGCAUGAGCAGUCUCGCGAUAUCAUGGACUCCGGCUCUAGAACAGUCGGUAACUCUCCUGCCAGUAGCCCCGGCCUCUUCAUCCCGACAACCCCUCCCCUCCGUACCCCACAAUCAGAUGAACACGGCCACUCCUCAAGCCCCUACUUACAGCAUGGCUACUACUCGAGCCCCUACCUACACCACACGCAUCGACAAGCGCCGAAGGAGACCCAUGUGGCUGAUGUUGACGUUGACCCUGUCUCUGGGCGAAAAAUCAUCAAUCAGUACGAAGUUAUCGACGAGCUUGGUCGUGGCGUACAUGGCAAAGUGAAGCUUGGGAGGAAUCUUGAGACAGGGGUGUUCGUGGCGAUUAAGAUCGUCGACAGAUAUUCCAAACGUCGGCGAUUGGGCAAGAAUGGAAGUCACGAAGACAAGAUCAAGCGGGAGAUUGCUAUCUUAAAGAAGGCCCGACAUCCGAACAUUGUAAGCUUGCUAGAAGUCAUUGAUGACCCAAGCAGGAAAAAGGUUUACAUUGUGCUGGAGCAUGUCGAGUUGGGUGAGGUGAAAUGGCGGACGGAGGCCGCAAAAGAGAUAGCUCUAGUUGAAUGGCGUCGAUAUCAACGCGAGUCUGAAGGUAUCUUUGAUAAUGAUAACGCCGCCAUGGAAGACGAGCGAAUAAUUACCCGAGCGCAUCAAAGUAUCGCACGACGGCAACGACGACGAGCAAAGGAGAUGCAAAAUCGCCAGCUUGACGUCAACGAAAACGGGGCUUGGAGCUUCGAGUUUGGAGGUGAUUCCGAAGACGAAGUGUCCGAGAGCGGUCGGGAUUCUCGAGCAUCAACGGGCUCUGAAGAUAGGCCUCCGAGUCGGCUCCAAUGGGACGAGCGUCACCAGGAGAGUAACCAUCGUGAUACCAACAUGGAGACCGCAAUCCGGUCCACUACUCCAACUGCCGGAACACGACAAGAAGACUCCAACAUUGCCACAACAGGAUUGGAAGGAACCAUGUACGGCCCAUACGACACUGAAUUAAUUAGAGGUCGCACACCUAGCCUGGCUGGAAGUAGCUCAUCUCACUUCACCGAACCGGAAGAUGUUGAUGUCCCUGAGCACUUUCGCUACGUCCCGCUCAUGACCAUCCAAGCUGCACGUGAGACGUUCAGGGAUACGGUGUUGGGCCUUGAGUAUCUUCAUUACCAAGGUGUCAUCCAUCGCGAUAUCAAGCCCGCCAAUCUCCUUCAGACGAAAGAGCAUCGAAUCAAGAUCUCCGAUUUUGGUGUCUCAUAUCUUGGACGGCAAUCCCACGAAGACGGCGCUGGAGAUCAGUCCGAGUCUGACGUCCAAGAUGCCGAUGAAGCCAUCGAGCUCGCAAAGACUGUUGGGACUCCUGCAUUCUACGCGCCUGAACUGUGUCGUACGGAUCUUGAUGCCGAUACUCCUCCAGUGACUGGUAAGAUCGACAUCUUUGCUCUUGGCGUUACUCUGUACUGCCUCAUCUACGGGCGUGUACCUUUCCACGACAAUAAUACGUUCGUUCUCAUGAGAGUUAUCACAGACACGGAAGCCUAUAUUCCCCGCUAUCGACUCAAGGCAGUGGCGGAAAAAUCCGGGUCCAGACCGAAUUCACACGGACGAAUGUAUCACUCAAUGACAAGCAGCAAAAGAGCACCACACGACCUUGACUAUGAGGAGGUCGAUGAGAACUUGCGUGAUCUGUUGAAUAAACUCCUCAUCAAAGACCCGCGGAAGCGCAUCUCCAUCAAAGAAAUUAAACGCCAUCCCUGGCUUCUCCAGGGUAUUGACAAUUUCAACUCUUGGGUGGAGGAAACCGAUCCUGGCAAAUCUUCGCAAGGACGGAGGAUUGAAGUCUCAAAGGACGAACUCGACAAGGCUGUUGUCCCCAUCACGCUCAUCGACCGGGUUCGGUCUGGCGUUCGCAAGACUUUGGACACAGUCUUACGAAUGGGCACUCGUGGAGGGUCAAGGAGGCGUGCUCAAAGUACAGCAACAAAUCCAGAACAGGCAUCGAUCUCCGCACACUCGUCUAGCAGCACCAUUAGCCAAGAAAGCCGUCGACCCAGCCUGGCUGCGGUGAACCAAUCCAUCUUCGACGCGCUGAGACUUUCACGAGAACCCGAACACCCGUUAUCUCAAAGCGUUACUGCAAGCCCAGAGGCAUCUGAACGAGCCAAUUUCUUCGAAGGGCCGAGUUCCCGGACAGCAUCUCCAGCCCACAGUGUUGAGAGCAAUGAAUUACUUGGGCCAUUGACAGGGCGUUCCAGACCCCAUCCAUCUGAGCGUUCCUACUCUACCAAUUCUUCAACUGCAUCGGUGAGAACAAUCCGGCCAUCUGAUCCGUCACGGAUAGGAACCUCUGUCUCUCCCCAUAUUCCUUCAGCGCUUCCAGGGACCCCGACCGCCCUAGACACUCCAGGUGGUUCGAACUUAGGUGGUAUCUUCGGUGGAGUACCCCGCCGUUUAGUGAACAGUGUGAGGAGCCGAGAGCGGAUGCUGAAGCCUCCAAGAGACCACUUGAGAGCCAAAUCCAUUGAUAGGCUUGUUGGCACAGACGAUGACCCGCAUAGCGGACCAAGCAUCGCUUUGAGCAACGCCUUUGCUGCCGGUCAUGUUGAUCAACCAGACAUACUCAAAGAUAUCUCUCCCACUAUUGGCCCUUCCGGCGGCUCUGAUCAGCACUUUCCCAGGUCUACUGGCCGAGGAUCGUCACGGCAGUCGUCCGUUUCCUCAGUCUCAUCUCAUCCUCCUGCAACUUGUGCCGUUCACGAAACCGAAGUCCGUCCUAUGGGGGAUAUCAAUAUGCAUACUCUAUCAACUCUCCAACGCGGCACUUCUGAUGACACGUUUAGUCGUGCCAAGGACGAAUUCAGAAGACGGCGAGUAGUGGAGGAGAACCAAGGGCGCGAGCGACCCCACUCCAUGAACUUCCAGCGACCUAUUUCGGCAAUGAGUCAGACGGACUGCCCCCCUAGCCCUGAUGAUGAGAUCUUCCAUCGCCAGAAUUUGGACCAAUUCUUCAAUGGGCAGCCUCCGAGCCAUUACCAUUCCAUUGACAUGAGCCCGGCCAGCUAUCCCGUCAGCGCCAAUUCACCACAGUCAACAGGUUUGACCCCCAGCUCAUCAGAGGACCAAUUCACCUCCAUGUCCCAAUCAACUUCUAAUCCCUCUAUUCCUUCGGUCAUGUCGGCAGAUUCUUCAGUAACGGCUGACGAUUGUCCUCAAAUAAAUCCACUUCACGAAUUUUCAACCAGUGCAAGUAACACCAUGGAUUAUUUCGAGAUGCCACAUGACGACUUGACUGGUUACGAUGGAGAUGACGCUUUGGAGAGUGAAGAAGACGAUGAGGAUUCAGAGGAAGAAGACUUUAUUGUAAUGACGAAGAGGAAAAGCAACACACAGGGUCUUACGAGGAGUGGUUCCAUCUCGAAUGCCCAGCUCGCGAGGCAGAGUGUUCGAAAGGAAGUCAUUGCGAGCCGCCGACGGUCUGAACGCAGCGGAAGCAACGGGACGGUGAAGAAGAUACGAGCACCAUGGAACCUUCUCCGAAACGCUUUGAGUACUUUCAUCCAUAACAGAUCGUUUCCCUCGGAUCUAGUCAUAAUUGUCCAUGACUUGUACGAUACUUAUAUUGGAGUCUCGAUUUUCCCUCUGCGCUUUUCCGCUGCAGCAUUUGUUCCCCACCGUUUCCUUGGAAAAUGGGCAGCACGUACACAUAUACCCCCUUCGCUGGCGAUUCCUCAAUUCGUUUGCACUGGUUUAUCGUCAGUUCUUAUGUACAAACAUUCAGUCACACCAUUUCGGCGUUGGCGUCAACAUGAAACGGUUCUCUUUCUUUCGACUUGUUUUCAAAUUAGGGAUACAAAAGGUGGCGUACAUGACAAGCUUACUUUUCCUGCUACUUUUCCGGCAACUCUACUCUCUGAUACUAGGGAUUCUGGUACUUCUCUAUUUCACCACGAGGUGUUGACUGUCUUCCAUCCUAGCUACACGCGAGCACUAGGCAGGAAGCGAUCUUUGCAGAAUACGGAGGUCGCUUUGAUAACGAACGAUUGCUUGACAGUAUGGGCGAAUACUAUGUCACACAACUGUCCUAAUUUCGGUUGCUACCCUUUCUCGGUAUUUCUUGCAUACAUCCUUGUGGGGAUCGCUCCUUUUCUCCUCAUGUUCGUAUACCGAAAAGGAGCUAGCAGACGCAAUCCAUUGCCGAUCCUAUUCACACUGAGUCUGAACACCAUAAUGGCUAAAUUAUUGCUAAUGCUGCGGGAUCUGCUUGGUGUGGAGGGUAAUCUGAUCGUGUGCAAAAUGGGGAACUUAUCGUUCAACAUGACUAUUAGCCAGCGACUCGAGAGGCGCUGUGAAUAUCACGUCAUGCAUAUUUGGGAUGCGAGGGCUAGCGAUUAUGCAGAGUGCUCGCGAGUUACAGUUAUCGGUGUAUUGGUCGAUAGGUUGGAGCUGUUUGCUGAUAAUUUGAGAAGAGGUUGGGAUAGUUCUCGACGAGGUAUUCCAAAUAUUGCGAGGUUUGUGUUUGACCGAGUUGAGGGGUCUGCUAGGGCACCAACGGAAAGCGAAUUAGGCAUGACGAUCGGAGGCUCACCUGCUCCCACAUACUUAGUGGGAUACACUCGGGGGUCUUCUCCGCAAAAGCACAGCUCUUUCUCAUACCUUCUACUAGAAAUUGGAUUUGGAGCCUCAGCCGAUGAAACACGCUCCCUUGAGAUGAGUGGGAAAUGGAGCUCAAAAACGCCCCCUAUUGUGUUGCUACCUUCAGUGUUCUGGAAGAAAGAUGGCUCCUGA